AUGGAUUGCCAAGUAAUAGGAAGGGGACGUGGGAGACCUACUAGACAACACCCAGAAGCGGGUGGUGAUUGGGAACCUGAGAUCAAUCAAGACCAAGAGCAAGAGGGAAUGGCCGGAAAUCAAGUGGCCACCGCAAUUAAUCGGAUCACUGAUGUCUUAGAGCGCUUGACUGAACACCAAUGCCCUAGACAAGUGCAUCAUCAAGGAGGCCCAGUCGAUUCUGAGGAUCGGGCAUUAGAAAGAUUUCUGAAGUUCGGACCCCCCAAAUUUUAUGGAGGACCCGAACCGGAGGUAGCUGAAGGCUGGUGGGAGAGAAUCUCCGACAUUUUUGCAGCCUUAAACUAUGCGGAGGAGAGACAAGUGACUUUCGCCGCAUUCGAGUUUGAGCGAGAUGCUCGUUCCUGGUGGAACCUGGAAGGAUUAGCUGCCGUGAGGAUAGACACUUUUGCCGAUGCUGUCGAGAAAGCCCAACGAGUUGAAGUAGCCAGAGCUCAAGUGAAAUCUUUUCAGGCUAAGAAAAGAUUUGCCCCAAGUAUUAGUCGGGAGCCGACUUACGAAAAUGCUCCACCGGCCAAGGUGGGACGAGGAACAAGCGGAGUGAAUAGUCCUGGAGCACCACGAGGCGCUCUAGCAAAAGGAGCUGGGGCAAGAAAUUCAGGGGGAAGAAAUAAUGGAGCUAGAGGGAGACCAAAUGGAAGAGGUCAACCUAAAAAUGUCUCACAAGGAGAUCGUGCGAUAACUUCACAGGCAACUUGUGGGUAUAGGAAGAGACCCGGCCAUACUGUGGAUGGUUGCUGGAGGAAACAAGGAAAGUGCUUGAAGUGUGGAAGCAGUGAGCACCAACUUUUCGGUUGGCCAAAAAUACAAGACGAUGAAAACCUGAAUGCUGGACCAGCCAACUCUAGAGGGAAUAGGCCGACAGUUCCCGCCAGGGUAUACGCUAUAGAUGACCAGCCUGUACCUGAUUCCUCGGAAGUCGUGGAAGGUACUCUUCCAAUCUUUCAUCGAUUAGCUAGAGUGUUAAUUGAUCCUGGUGCAACUCAUUCAUUUGUGAAUCCAACAUUUAUGUCCGGAAUUGAUGUGAAAUCUGUUAGAUUAUCCUUUGAUCUUGAAGUUAGGAUACCAAUGGGUAACAAGAAUAUAAUCACUUGCUUAGCCUAUAAGAAUUGCGAAUUCUGGAUUGAAGAGCGUAAAAUGCUAGUGGAUUUGAUAAGCCUGGAUAUAAAAGGUUAUGAUGUUACUAUAGGAAUGGAUUUCCUAGCUCAUCAUCAUGCUAAACUGGACUGUAGAGCAAAAGUGCUAGAACUUUGGAUUCUCGGGGAAGCAACCCUGAAGUUAGAUAUGAGAGGUAGGUUAGCAUCGUCUGCGAUGAUCUCGGGAAUACGGGCGAGGAAAAUGUUAAAUAAAGGAGCGCAAGGUUUCCUAGCCUUCCUGAUUAACGCUCCUAGUGACCAAGUGAAAUUAGAAGAUGUAGCAGUGGUACGAGAAUUUUCGGACGUUUUCUCUGAAGAAUUAAAGACAUUACCGCCGGAGAGAGAAGUGGAGUUCAAGAUUGACUUGGUGCCGGGAACGGCUUCGAUUUCCAAGACUCCGUACCGAAUGGCUCCUGCAGAGUUAAAAGAGUUGAAAAUUCAACUGCAGGACCUACUGGAGAAAGGUUUCGUUAGAGAGAGUGAUUCCCCAUAG
Messenger RNA from Coffea eugenioides, 1686 nucleotides. RefSeq lists its product as uncharacterized. NCBI's taxonomy places the organism in Eukaryota, Viridiplantae, Streptophyta, Magnoliopsida, Gentianales, Rubiaceae. The coding region runs from base 1 to 1686 and encodes 561 amino acids. The transcript is spliced from 2 exons. The record is from RefSeq and is a predicted model, not a curated record.